Cannabis sativa is the source of this 1067-nucleotide messenger RNA. RefSeq lists its product as uncharacterized. The record is from RefSeq and is a predicted model, not a curated record. The coding region runs from base 213 to 791 and encodes 192 amino acids. The transcript has a single exon. Lineage: Eukaryota; Viridiplantae; Streptophyta; Magnoliopsida; Rosales; Cannabaceae.
AUUAGCUUAAACACUAAGCUAGCAAUAUAUACCACCUUUCUCAACAAAAGAAUAUUAUGUAGCACCACUAUGAACUAACUCAUUUGCGUCAAAACUAAGCAACUCCAUUCAAAAACUUUCUACAUAAAAGAAUCUUGAGCUACCUAGCUUACCCUACUAUAAAACCAACUACUUCAACCCUAAAUUUUAGAGUAAACUUAGCCAUACCCAUUAUGUCUUGCCUAAGCCUAAAAUUUCCAAGAGCCAAUAAAAAGACAUGGUGGAAGAGUCUCACUUCAAAAAUCCAAACCAAACUCCACAAACUCAACAAGCCAAAAUCCAUUACCAAACACAAAUCAUCAUCAUCAAAACACAAUUCCAAGCCCAAGAGAUUUUUCCUUGUAGAGCCAAAACGUUUUCAAUAUCAUAAUCAUUAUCAGGUUAAACGACGUCGUUUUGUUUUAUUACCUUUAAUAAAACGUAGAAUAAGAAGCAGUGCUAGUAGAAUUACAACUAGUACUGCACCUGUUUACGUAGACAAUCUCUUCAAAGAAACUGCUUCUACUAUCUCGGUAAAACAUGUUCAUCAUAGUAGUAAAAUUGAUGAGAUUCAGUGCUCACCGGUGGCGGUUGCCCCGGGAACAAGCAAAGAAGGUGGUGGUGUGGAUGAUGUUGAUGUAGUGUGGGAGUCUAUGGGGUUUGCUUCUCCUCUUAUGCAUGGAAUUGAUGAGAGAGCAGAACAAUUUAUAGCCAAGUUUAGGGCUAAUAUGGAGGUUCAAGAACAAUUAUUGGCACGUGAUGAUCACUUGUAGUAUUUUCAUCAUCAUCAUAUCUUUCAAUUUUUUUUUUUUUUUUAAGUAUGUAUUUUGAUUUUAGACUAGUGAAAAUAGAGUACGAUCAUAACCAUUCAAUUAAUGAUCAAAUAUUGUAUUGUGAGAUUCUUAAUGGUUAGGAUUGAGUUCUAAUUGUAAAAUAUAGCCUACCAAAAUACACUAUCUUUCUCUUUCUCCAAUAUAUAUGUAUGUAUGUUAAAUGUAAAUAAGAGAUUUGUAUCAUUUUGUACAAGUUCUGUUCAGCUAUUUCACAAA